UCACCCCUCCGUCAUCCGCCAUGACCGCCGCCGACGGAAGCGGCUCAAGUCGCCGGAGUUCCGCUGUCAAUUCGGCCUCGAAAGCCUCUUCAGUUCACUCAGCUCGGUUUCCCCUCUCGAUCUUCUUGCUCCUGUAUUUGGCCUCGCCAGCGCGACCGCCGCGGCUUAUCUCCACCGCUCUCAGCGCCCCCCCGCCGGCGUAUCUACUGUCGGGGAAUGGAUUCUAUUCAUGAGCCCGACGCCAUUCAACCGAUGUGUUCUGCUCCGGUGCCCCUCUGUUUCAUUUGAGGAUGACGGCGAGACUAGCGUGAGUGAGCGCCUGAUGAGGGAAGAGCGGCAUUAUGUUAAUCUUAGCCGGGGGAGGGUUCCAUUGAAGGAUGAAGAGGAUGUUGGGUUUGAGAAGGAUCUUAAAUUCCAGAGGGUUUGUGUGAGGACUGAUGAUGGUGGGGUGAUUUCUAUGGAUUGGCCGGAUUAUUUGGAUUUGGAGAGGGAGCAGGGGUUGGACACUACGGUAUUGAUCAUUCCUGGGACGCCGGAAGGGAGCAUGGAUUGGAAAGUGAGAUUGUUUGUUCUUGAUGUCGUCAGACAUGGCUGCUUUCCCAUUGUUAUGAAUCCUAGGGGCUGUGCAGGUUCAGCCUUGACAACUGCAAGGCUAUUUACUGCUGCUGAUAGCGAUGAUGUCUGCACAGCUGUACAGUUUGUCAAUGGGAUAAGGCCAUGGGCAACCUUAAUGGGUGUUGGCUGGGGAUACGGCGCAAACAUGCUGACAAAAUAUCUUGGUGAGAGUGGAGAAACAACUCCAGUUACUGCCGCUGUUUGCAUAGACACUCCUUUUGACUUGGAGGAAUCUACGAAGUCAUCACAUCAUCGAGUUGCCUUGAAUGACAAACUAACGAGUGGACUCAAAGAGAUUCUGCGAACAAAUAGGGAACUCUUCCAAGGCAAAACUAAAGGUUUUGAUAUUGCAAAAGCUCUAUCAGCUACAUCUGUUCGUGAUUUUGAUGGAGCAGUUUCAAUGAUUUCUUAUGGCUUUGAUUCUCUUGAGGACUUCUAUCGAACAUCAAGCACCAGAGAAUUAAUUGACAAUUUGAAGAUUCCAAUUCUAUUUAUACAGGGGGAUGAUGGAGCUGUACCACUUUUCUCUAUUCCACGUAAUUCCAUCACUGAUAAUCCAUUUACAAGCCUGCUUCUUUGUUCUUCUUCACAUUCAACUAUUAGAAGAGGGGACCGAUCUGCUCUUCUUUGGAGUCAACAACUUGCAAUUGAGUGGCUUUCAGCAGUGGAGCAUGCUCUUCUGAAGGGCCGUCAUCCCCUUCUAAAUGAUGUGGAUAUCACCAUUAAACCUUCUAACGGGCCUACAUUUGGAGCACGAGGGAAGUCUGUUUCUAGUUUUGAUCAUUCUCAGUUAUUGUUAAAGCAUAAUUAUGGAAAUAUGGAUUCUUUCAUGAAACUCAACCAUUCGGAGAAUGGAAAUGGUUUCCUUAUUCACCCACGGAACACUGAAUUUACUGGAGAUGGCGACACACUUUAUGAUAAUGCUGUAGGUCACAGGAAAUCAGAAAGCAAAUUUUAUGAGAAUGAGAGGUUUGAUGAAGGUGAAACAGAAGAUAGCCAAAUUGAGAAGCAUGGUACAACUCAAGAUGUUGCAAACCCUAUCAGCAGCGAAGCAGGUCAAGUCACGCAAACUGCAACUGUAAUAAUGAACAUGCUUGAUGUUACCAUGCCUGGAACUCUGGGUGAUGAGCAGAAGAAAAAGGUUUUGGGUGCCAUGGAACAAGGGGAAACAUUCAUGAAAGCUCUACAAGGGGCCGUACCAGAAGAUGUGCGUGGAAAGAUCACAACUUCAGUUGCUGAAAUUAUGCAAAGUCAAGAGCUCAAGUCAAAGAUUCGAAGAAAAUUCAAAGGCAGUUCACCAAAGGAAUUAGGUUUUGAGGAUGGCCUCUUAGAACAGAUAAAAGUUGGCAAGUCCAAUGUUGAUGGUUCUGAAGGAAACCUUGGUUCUUCUCAAGAGAAGGGCGCACCCCCUUCCAAAGGUGAUGUGUCUGAAGUAAACUCAGUUUCUUCUGAAGAGAAGGGUGCACGUUCUUCCAAUGGUGAUCGGUCUGAAGGAAACUCUGGUCCUUCUCAAGAGAAGAGUACAUGUUCUUCUGGAUCUAUUGAAGCUGGGUCAGAGAUGCAAGAAAAGGCGAGCCAGUCUAGCAAAUCUGAUCAAAUGGCUCAAGUGGCCAAUGAGGAAAAUAUUGAGAAGUCUGAUGCAUUUGAUAAGAACAGCUACCAAAAUCAAGUAAAGGGAACUGAUAAGAAUAAUGAAAAUGAUGAGGAGGUUGAUUCCUCGUCAAAAGCAAGCAUAUUGAGGUCAACUAAUUUAGAGGAUUCUUCAGCUGUCGAUUCUUCCAUGGAUCAAACUCCUGGGGAGGAGAAUGGAAGCCAGAAGAAUUCCUCAUCAUCAAGCUCAAAUAAUGUUGAGGAUUGUCCAUCAAGUGGUUCUUCUGUAAAUCAAAUGCCAGGGGAAGAGGAGGGAAACCAGAAUAAUGAUGAGAAUCCUACUGAGGAUGGUGCAAGUCAAAAUUCGAAGAUUUCCUCAGAGUCAGAACAACCUUCACAACAGCCUUCAUCUUCCAAUUCCAAUUCCAUUAGUGUUUCCCAGGCACUAAAUGCUUUAACAGAAAUUGAUGACUCCACACAAAUGGCUGUCAAUAGUGUGUUUGGGGUAAUAGAAAAUAUGAUUGACCAACUAGAAAAGAGCAACCAAGGCGGUGAUGCUGAAGUAAAAAAAGCUGAAGAUCAGAUAUCUACAAAGGGAUUUAAUGAUAGCUGCCUUAUAAAUGGAGAAAAAUGCAAUAAUUUUUCUAAUAUCAGUAACAGAUCAGCAAUGGAAUCAGGCUUGGGCCAACAAGCUUCUCAGCAUGAAAUUACUCUUAAUGAAAGCAGCUCGGAAUCUCAUGAAGAUGGAAAGGAUAAAUUAAGUCAUAGUAAGCUAAACUUUAGCCCUGAACCUUCAUCAGGUGAGAGCAUUAAGCAAUCUCAAGAUGAUCGUGAAGCAAGCCAUUUGAGCAGGACGAAGUUAAGAAAAGAUGGGGAUACUAUGGAUUUAACACUAGAUGCGGCUAUGAAAAGAUAUUGGCUAUCACCCUAUGCGCCAUACCUCCACAGUUAUUUUACACCAUUGCCAAGUCAGAGUUCAUUGGAUCUGGAAAAAGCAACAGAUCUGUUCCUCGAUCCAGAAGAAGGCCAGUGGAAGAUGAUAUAUCAGCCAUCAAGUUCCAAAAUCACAACCAGUCCGAAUGGAAAGGGCCAAAAUGUCUAUUUUGCAUCAGGUCGGAGGGAUGUGGCUGCUAUAGAGCCAUCCUAUGCGAUGGUUGAUGGUGAGUAUUUGAAAGUUAACAAUGAAUUAUUUCAAGAGAUUGAUAUAAAUGAUAUUGAACAGGAGGAUUCUACAAGAGAGAAGCUUUUUUUCUUGAUCAAAAAUAGCUUAUUUGAUAAUUUGAAAGUUGAAGUUCUUCGAAGAAUAAGGACACCUGAUUCAGAAGAACUUAACAGCCUUCUUAGAUCUGAUUUAGAAAACUUUACGGAUAAAGUAUCUCGGGUUGUUGUGUCCUGCAGUGACUUAAACCCCAAAGAAAAUAUUGGUGUUAAUUUAAUGAAGUUCGGUACAGUUGAAGGACAACAAACUGUUGAAAUCAUAUUGUCAGCAUUACAGGAUGCUAGCCUUUUGAGAAAAGUUGUUCCAUCUGGUGUUAUUGUAGGUUCUAGCUUGGCAUCUUUAAGAACAUACUUGCAGUUAGUUGCUUUACAUGAUUAUGCAAAAAAACCUAUUAGCAGACCUCUGAAUAAGCAGCAAAGGUCUUCUGCUAAUGGUAAUUAUUAUAUAAAAGAUGAUCUUUCUGUUACGAAGAAAAUUGAGAAAGCUGAGAAUGACCAACAUUUGGUUUCCACUAAGCCAAUCAGCCAAGUAAAUGAAAAGCUUGAGACAGUUGAUUCGACUAAUGGCUCCAUCAUGGUUGGGGCUGUGACAACUGCUUUGGGUGCAUCUGCUUUUUUGGCAAACCGUCAGAAGAAGCUUGAAGAAAGCAAUGAUACUGAAGAAACCACUGAUUGUUCUAUGGGAGGUCUCUUCAGUGACAACGAAUUUAUGGAAGUGAAAAACCAAAACAAUUUUGUUAGCAGUCUUGCUGAAAAAGCCAUGUCUAUUGCUGGUCCUGUAGUGCCUACAAAGAGUGAUGGGGAGGUGGACCAUGAAAGACUGGUUGCAGUCCUGGCAGAACUGGGACAAAAGGGUGGAAUACUGAGGUUAGUUGGGAAACUUGCUUUGCUUUGGGGUGGCAUACGUGGGGCUAUGAGCCUGACGGAUAGGCUGAUCACUUUCCUACAUAUUGCUGAACGUCCUUUGUUUCAUAGGGUUAUUGGAUUUGUUUGCAUGGUGCUUGUGCUUUGGUCUCCUGUGGUAAUACCUUUGCUGCCAUCACUACUACAAAGUUGGACAACACAAUAUCCAAAUAGGAUUGCUGAAUUUACUUGCAUUGUGGGUUUCUAUAUCGCUGCUAUGAUCCUUGUAACUUUGUGGGGAAAAAGAAUACGUGGAUAUGACAAUCCAAUCGAACAAUAUGGGCUGGACCUGACUUCGGUACCUAGGGUGUUUGAUUUUCUGAAGGGGUUGGUUGGAGGAAUUAUGAUAGUCUCAUCUAUUCAUUUAGUUAAUGCAUUACUUGGCUAUGUUUCUUUCACUCCGAUGACUGGACUAUCUUCGUCCUCAUCCCGUGCUGUUGUUUUGUUGAGAGCUUAUGGGAAUGGGCUGCUCCUCACGGUCCAAGGAAUUGUGUCUGCAACUUGUAUUUCUAUUGUAGAAGAAUUAUUAUUCAGGUCUUGGUUGGCCGAGGAGGUGGCUGCUGAUCUGGGAUAUUAUCCUGCUAUAAUGAUUUCUGGGAUCCUGUUUGCUCUAGUUCAAAGAUCGCUGCCUUCGAUGCCAGGAUUUCUGCUCAUGUCGAUAUUCCUCUUUGGGGUUAAGCAACGAGCUCGCGGCAAACUUGCAGCCAUCGUCGGCAUCCGCACGGGUUUAAUGGCCACCAAUUUUGUAAUACAGAACGCCAAUUUGUUAUCGUACCGGGCCAAAACCCCUCUUUGGUUUGCCAGCCCACAUCCAUGGCAUCCUUUUGACGGAGCUGUUGGACUAAGUUUGAUUGCCAUAUUGGCCAUCUUCUUCUUCCCAAAACCUUCUCAGAAGAACAUGAAUAGCACUAUUUCAGACUAGCAUACUUUCGACAUGCAAUUUUACAGGGGAGUUUUUCUGUAUAAAUUGGGUUUUAGUCAAUAAAAUUUCGGUAGGUUAUUGUAGGUGAAUAUUUGGAUGUAAUCAUGGGGGAUGCGACAGCGAGUGUGUACAGCAUAUUUUACAUUAAUUUUGGGGGGGCUUUUUGGUCAGAAAAAUGUAAUUAUGUAAUAAUUUGGGAGAUUUGUGUAAUGUGUUUAUUAUAAUAGGGAUUGUCAUGCAUGGCUUGAAAUUGAAUAGGUGUUUACUAUGUAAAUAUGCGGCUCUGGCUUAUCUUUUCAAACGUGCUUCUGCUCAGAUUUUGGUCCAGGCUGGUGUUGCAUGUCACAGCUUAUUAUUAAGGAAGAUUUACAUA
Phalaenopsis equestris is the source of this 5621-nucleotide messenger RNA. RefSeq lists its product as uncharacterized. Gene Ontology annotation, cellular component: membrane. Gene Ontology annotation, biological process: CAAX-box protein processing. The transcript has 13 exons. Lineage: Eukaryota; Viridiplantae; Streptophyta; Magnoliopsida; Asparagales; Orchidaceae. Bases 230 to 5248 code for a protein of 1672 amino acids. The record is from RefSeq and is a predicted model, not a curated record. Gene Ontology annotation, molecular function: metalloendopeptidase activity.